AUGCAGUCAUACUUCAGUACCGAAACAGGUGAACUCAUGGUUGACCUUACAGGUGAAACUACUCAAUUCCCACCUGAUAUUUCUGCCUUUCCACUCUUACUUAAACAAAAGAAAGAAGGUCUGCGUCAUUCACUCACAACAUUUUGUGAGACUAGAUGGUACUCUCUUGCAAAAGUUUGCUUGGGUGUUAAAGCCUUUGAAAAUGGAUUUAAUAAAUGUAUUGAUCUUAGUAAAACCAGUAAUUAUCCAGCAAUAAGAAUAGAAAUUCAAAACAUAAUUACCAACUGCCAUCACUUUGCAAACAACGACACUUUACUAAAAGUGCUUAUUCCCAUCAUCGAUGCUAUCGGUCGCCUUGAGUCGAGAGAUGCCACUCUAGCAGACAUCUUUAAAAAACUAUUAAGCAUUCAUUGCAUUAUUUCUACAGAAAAUGUUUCGGUUGAAGGGUUCAAAAACCAUGCCUUGGCAGCUCUUGAUAAAUGGACACGUGAAUUCUCAGAUGGCAUUUAUUUUGUUUCAUUUUUUUUAUCACCUAGUUAUAAACAAAUAGCAAUGUCAGGACAAAUGUUAGGCAAUUUAAUCGUUAGGGCAUCUUUGGAGUUGGCAAAAGCCUGGGGUUUUGACAAAAAAGAAACAACACUUUUGUUUAAAGAACUUAUCAGUUAUAAGAAUGGAGGUUCCCCACUUAUUUGGUGUUUUGCCAUGAAGGUAUUUGCAAUUGUUCCACAUUCAGUGUCCGUUGAAUGUUUGUUUUCUAGUUUGGAAUUAGUCAAGACAAAAUUACGAAACAGGAUAUCUCUUGCUUUAAUGGGAAUGCUCAAGAUACUUUGCCAUGAUCUUCAACAGAGACUACCUAAAAUGCCAAAAAAAUCCCCAAAAGCAAAUAAUCAGAAUAUAUUUGAAGAUUCUAUAAAUAGCGAAAAUGCCAACAUUAACCUCUUUGAGGAAGAAUUUAAUGAAGAAUUUUCACAAAUUAACAUUGAGGCAACGAACCUUGAAAUAGAAAAUGAACUAGCAAUAGAACAAUUUUUUAAUAUUGGAAUGCUUGAUCGAAAUCAAGAGAAUAUAAUUGAAGACUAUUCAGUUGUUAAUUCUCAACGACCUACCAAUAGUACUAAUGAAGAUUGGUCAUUGAUGAUAUCUUCUUUCAAUAUAAUACUAGUUAGAAUAGAUUUAUAG
This is a messenger RNA of Scutellospora calospora, 1179 nucleotides long. Lineage: Eukaryota; Fungi; Glomeromycota; Glomeromycetes; Diversisporales; Gigasporaceae. The record is from the annotation of a GenBank genome assembly.